Molecule: messenger RNA, 1324 nt
Organism: Phodopus roborovskii (desert hamster)
Lineage: Eukaryota; Metazoa; Chordata; Mammalia; Rodentia; Cricetidae
Gene: Glt8d2
Product: glycosyltransferase 8 domain containing 2
Exons: 10
Coding region: 150-1202 (350 amino acids)
Cellular component (GO): Golgi apparatus
Molecular function (GO): glycosyltransferase activity
Source: RefSeq, a predicted model, not a curated record
UAGAAGCGGCAGAAGAGAAGCUUAGCUGCCACUACGAGGCCAGCCGCAGUUUGAACGCCCCGCCCUGCCCAGUUCUGGACCAAGGAGCCCAAAGCCUCCCUCACCAUCCAUCAGUCCACAGGUCCUGGUUCGUAUCCAGGUGAAUACACAUGGCUCUUCUUCUACGCAAAAUUAAUCAGGUGUUGCUGUUCCUUCUGGCCCUGACCCUUUGUGGGAUUCUGUACAAGAAGGUUCAUAAGGCAGUUGUGCUCAAGCAUGAAGCAGUUGAUGAUUCUCAGUCCCCUGAGGACAUGGAAGAGGGGAUUCCAGUGGUGAUCUGUGCAGCUGCAGGGAGGAUGGGAGCGACCAUGGCUGCCAUCAACAGCAUCUACAGCAACACUGACGCCAACAUUGUGUUCUAUGUAGUCGGACUACGGAACACUCUGUCUCGAAUAAGAAAAUGGAUCGAACAUUCUAAACUCAGAGAAAUAAACUUCAAAAUUGUGGAGUUCAACCCUGUAGUCCUCAAGGGGAAGAUUAGACCAGACUCAUCGAGGCCUGAGCUGCUCCAGCCUCUGAACUUUGUUCGAUUUUAUCUCCCACUGCUUAUCAAUCAACACGAGAAAGUCAUCUAUUUGGACGACGAUGUCAUUGUACAAGGCGACAUCCAGGAACUGUACGACACCACCUUGGCUCUGGGCCAUGCUGCAGCCUUCUCAGAUGACUGUGAUUUGCCCUCCGCUCACGACAACAACCGACUUGUGGGGCUGCAGAACACAUACAUGGGCUAUCUGGACUACCGCAAGAAGACCAUCAAGGACCUUGGCAUCAGUCCCAGCACCUGCUCAUUCAAUCCUGGCGUGAUUGUUGCCAACAUGACUGAAUGGAGACACCAGCGCAUCACCAAGCAGCUGGAAAAAUGGAUGCAGAAGAAUGUAGAAGAAAACCUCUACAGCAGCUCCCUGGGAGGAGGAGUGGCUACCUCCCCAAUGCUGAUUGUGUUCCAUGGAAAGUACUCCACCAUCAACCCUCUGUGGCACAUAAGACACCUGGGCUGGAGCCCGGAUGCAAGAUAUUCGGAGCACUUUCUGCAGGAAGCUAAACUACUCCACUGGAACGGGAGACACAAGCCCUGGUACUUUCCUAGUGUUCACAAUGACUUAUGGGAAAGCUGGUUUGUUCCUGACCCUGCAGGGAUCUUUAAACUCAACCACAAUAGAUGACACACUCCAACCCUGCAAAUAUCCCCUGGAGAAAAACAGAACUGCCCUUUGUAACCCACCCUAACCCUGAUCUUUACGAGCAGCACCUCUGAUAUAUAUGAUCUACAAUGUAAGAAACAAAA